AUGGCAUCUUCUGGAUUUUGCCUUGUUACUCCGGCCUCUCGAGGACUGGGGUUUGCAUUUGCGCGGUAUCUCUUAGCGAAUUCCAACCUGCCUGUUGUAGCAACUGCGCGACAGAAUUGCGAUGAAGUUCACGACCAACUGCUCUCGGGUAUCAAGGACAAGGAAAGACUACAAGUUCUCCCGGUUGACGUGAUUGAUGAAUCCUCCAUCUCCUCCAUGACAUCCUAUCUCCGCGACACCUACCCCAACACCCCCCUCCGUCUAGCACUAACCCUCCCCGGCAUCCUCCACGUCGAAAAAUCCCCCUCCCAAAUCUCCGCAUCCAACGCCCUACACAGCUUCCAAGUCAACGCCCUCGGCCCCCUCCUCCUAAUGAAGCACCUAACCCCCUUCCUCCCCACCAAAUCAUCCCCUCCCUUCGAACCAACAAGAGAUGGAGUAAAUCUCCCCUCCCAUGCCAUCUACGCGAUGAUGGCUGCGCGUGUGGGAUCUAUCUCCGAUAACUCCUCGGGGGGCUGGUAUUCAUACCGGGCUAGUAAAGCGGCUGUGUUUCAACUGGCGAAGACGUUGGAUUUGCAUCUGCGGACGCGUAGUCGGGAGAGGUCGUGCGCGGUUGCUUUGCAUCCUGGGACUGUGAGGACGGAUUUUACGAGGGAGUAUUGGGAUGGAAGGGAGAUGUUGGCGGCAGAUGAGGCGGCGGGGAAGUUGUUGGGGGUUUUGGUGGAGAUGGGGAUGGAGGGAAGGGGGAGGUGUUGGGAUUGGAGGGGGGAGGAGGUGGUGCCCUGA
This is a messenger RNA of Aspergillus glaucus CBS 516.65, 786 nucleotides long. RefSeq lists its product as uncharacterized. Bases 1 to 786 code for a protein of 261 amino acids. The record is from RefSeq and is a predicted model, not a curated record. The transcript is spliced from 2 exons. Lineage: Eukaryota; Fungi; Ascomycota; Eurotiomycetes; Eurotiales; Aspergillaceae.